This is a messenger RNA of Brienomyrus brachyistius, 3461 nucleotides long. RefSeq names its product protein cornichon homolog 2-like. Gene Ontology annotation, biological process: vesicle-mediated transport; regulation of AMPA receptor activity. The transcript is spliced from 7 exons. The record is from RefSeq and is a predicted model, not a curated record. Gene Ontology annotation, cellular component: synapse; dendrite. Lineage: Eukaryota; Metazoa; Chordata; Actinopteri; Osteoglossiformes; Mormyridae. The coding region runs from base 2819 to 3301 and encodes 160 amino acids.
UGGACUUAAAAUCCUGGCCCAGUUUUCCAAGUCUAAUGGGAAAUCCACUCCCUCACUGCUAUACCAGGAGCUCAUAUGUGUGCACAAGUAUGUGUGCACAUUCUGCUACUGAAUCGUAAAUUUCCUAAAUGCCGUGCAAAGGCUGACGCCCACCAGGGGGCACUCUGCAGCUAUGAAUGAUGAUCAAACAUGCAGCCACAUACGUGCCCCUUAUUGCUUUCUCAGAAAGAACAGCAAUUACAUGCGUUCUGGGUUUGCCACGAUGCCACGUUUCACAAAACGGUCGUUUGCUACCUUUCUCUUAAUAACCUUCAGCUGUUCUCCUGGGCACCAUCAAAGGAGUCCCUGCUGAUGUGACGCUUUUAAAAAUUGCAUUCAUCCCCCUCCAGAAGAUCUUCAUUUUAAAGGUCAUUACAAUGAGCCUGACUGCGAGAAGGUACAUGUUGACUUAAUUAGGAAAUGAGUAACAUUUGAAGUAAAGAUGACCCAUGGUAUCAAUGAGGAGUUGUACUGUGUGGAAGGGUUUGGGGUGCUUGUGGGGUCCAGUAUUUGACAUUCAGGAUGACUGUCUUUUUCAUCCUGCUGAUUUAAAUCACAGUUGUGUGUGCAUGCGUGCAAUUGCUGUUAUACUCAGUGCUUAAUGAAGAAAAAAAAAAUCAUUAGUGAAUUAAACUAGAAAGGAGAUCUAAGUGAGUUUUAGAGUGCUCGUCAGUAAUAUGUAAGAAAAUUAAAUGUGACUUAAGAGCAUUUUCCUUGCUGUUUUCAUUAGAUUUGAGGUCGCCAUUUCAGGGAGGCAUCAUUGCCCCGGUUCCCCAUGAUUGCUGGUUCAGGCUUGGCCUGUCUGGUCUGAGUCUGAAUGUUGUUGCUGUGUGUGUGUGUCUGUGUGUGUUGUUUCCUGAUGCAGUUUGAAUGAAACCUCAGAUCUGAACCGUUUGUGUUCAGGUUCUCUGUGACGCCUCAAAUCCUGCAUUUGUCCCAUCACUCGUUACUGAUAAGUAGCCACAGAAAAUGGAUGGGCAGGUUUUCCUCUCGGUAUUAAUUGUACCAUGAUACAGGCGCAAGUGGCUGGAUAAAUGACACCCUGCAUGCAACAACGAAUGUGAAACAUCUGUGGUUUGUCUGGUAAACGGCCCCCGUGAUGAGCCAGGCAGGCAGAGAAGAACAACGCGGAUGAAGGCAAGACUGUCAAGUCCUCAAAACAAGCAUUUUCAUUCCGCGCUUCAACUUCUGACGUACCCUGUAUUUAUGCCUGGUUUCGGGGCGAAAAUGUUGGAGCUUGUCAGAGGAAAGAAAGCGGUGAUAAACAGAGAGGAAAAUAGAGAAUUAACGCAGAGGAGGCGGCCUGGACAGCCACUAAAGACAGAGGGAAUCAGGGCAAUGAUGAGACAGCGAGGAAGUGAAUUCUAGAGAGAAAAGGAGAAGAGUUAUGACAAGACGAAGAGGACUGAUUCAAAACAAAAUGGUGAACAAAACACUCUAAAAGGAAAGAGGGGGUGCUGCGAGGGAGGCUGGGGGAGACGCACACACACACACAUGCACCCACAACGAGCAGACUGGCACACCGACAGAGGGAGGGGGAGAGAGAGAGAGCAGUCAUUCCAGUAGCCUUUCAUCUGCCUUCAAAAGACGGUGGAAUAGCAGCAGAGGGAGAUGGUAUGAGUGACAGAGUGAAGAGAGGCAGUGGGGAGAGAGACUAGCGAGGAAGUCCAAGAAAAAAGCGAGAGGACCAGCCUUGGAGAUCCCAGGUCCCCCCCACCCCUCAUCGCCCCCCACCCUACUCCGGAGAACGCCAGAAUACAACGAGCGGAUAAAAGAAAGCAGGAGUGUGUCAGAAAGACAGAGACUUUUGAAUGUGCGUGGAUACUACAUGGAGGACGAGAGGGACGUCUGAGUCCACAACGGGAGACGGAGACGGAAGGAGAUAGAGGGAGAGGAGGACAUUUCCAGGUCUGUCUUAUCAAACUGCAGUUUCCUGAGGAAGAAGAGACCACAGCAUGAAAGCGAGAAGUUCGAAGUAGGAUGAGAAUCAGGAAGACUGAAGGGGAACUCCUUCAAUGUGUUAAUUUUCAGAUGCCGUUUUUUAAAAAAAGAGACGUAGGGUUCAAUAUAUCUGUCAGGAAACCACAGUCAGAACAAAAACAGGAAUUCAUUUUCCUCCAAAGCAUAUGGUCCCUUCCUCCCGUCUUCAUCCGUCGUUUACACCGUGUUUACAAAAGUGACAGAUCAGGCAGUGGAUGGAAGCGACUGCAGGAGAGAAAGUGAGAGGGGGAGAGAGAGAAAAAAAGAAGAGGAGAAAUGUUCUGGAUGGUGUUAAAUGCUAUUUGAAGAGAGUGUAAAGCGCUUCACUGGCUUAGCCUGGCAAAGAUACAGCUGUUUAUGAGAAAGAAACGCAACUUUACCAAAUGAUAACCCGAGCGGGGGAAAUGCGGAGUGAGACGAAGUGACUGUGAUGCGUAGAGACGGAGAAAGUUGAGAACGGAAAGGCGAGAAAAGGCGAUAAAAAAGAAAAGCAAACAAGAAGAGCAUCCUCAUAUAAACACUCUGAAAAGCGACGAAGUGCGUGACACGGCGGGUGAAAAAGCCAGACAGACAGCCGCCACACGCGUUUGCGAAGGAACGGGCGUCAAGAGGAAGACGCAGACAGCCGCGAAAGGACGAGAACCCAUCACUACUCUUUCGUUUCUCUUUGUCCUUCUGCAAGUCGAGGAGUGGUAAAGAGACAGAAACGCAAGGAAGAGCAUAAAGCGAGCGGAGGGAGGAGGCGCGCCGGGGGGGGCGAGAGCAACACCGCCGCCCGGGGGAGCGGCAGCGCGUUGCCAUGGCGUUCACCUUCGCCGCUUUCUGCUACAUGCUCACGCUGGUGCUCUGCGCUGCUCUCAUCUUCAUCGUCAUCUGGCACAUUAUUGCCUUUGACGAUCUCCGGCAAGACUUCAAGAAUCCCAUCGACCAGAGCAACCCCACCAGAGCAAGGGAAAGGAUAAAGAAUGUUGAACGAAUCUGUAACCUGCUACGAACUCUGGUGGUCCCUGAGUACUGCAUCCAUGGGCUCUUCUGCCUGAUGUUCAUGUGUGCAGCAGAGUGGGUGACCCUGGGCCUCAACAUCCCCCUGCUUUUCUACCACCUGUGGAGGUAUUUCCACCGGCCCGCUGAUGGCUCAGAGGUCAUGUACGACCCAGUGAGCAUCAUGAAUGCAGACAUCCUGAAUUACUGCCAGAAGGAGUCCUGGUGCAAGUUGGGAUUCUACCUGCUCUCCUUCUUCUAUUACCUGUACAGCAUGGUAUACACCUUGGUGAGCUUCUAACCUGGGAAGACAAAGGCGGCGAUCCAGAGAGCGUCUUACCCAUUGCUCUCCUUUCCACUACACCUCAUCACUCCAUCCCAGGACGCCACGUAGCUCACUCUCCUCUCCUCGGCCGCUGGGCGGGGAGAGUGUUUACCAAGCAAAACAGCCGGGGGGGGGG